Molecule: messenger RNA, 7423 nt
Organism: Odocoileus virginianus texanus
Lineage: Eukaryota; Metazoa; Chordata; Mammalia; Artiodactyla; Cervidae
Source: RefSeq, a predicted model, not a curated record
GAAGUUGCCUCGGUCUUCUGAGGAACAGGGCAAACUCUUGACUUCCGGCGGGGUUUUGAGGCCUCACAGUGUUUUCCUUGUCUUUUCUUACUCUCCAGUCUCUUCCUUUCUUUGUUUCUUUUUUUCCCCCUACGUCCCAGGCUGUCUCGAUCCUGGCGAAGCGGCGAGCGGGCUCUGCUUCCCAGCCAUCCCGGAGUCCCUCGCUAGGCGAGGGCCUGUUCCCGGGGUCCGCGCGCGCACCUCCCUCUCGCCGUCGUCUCCCCGGGGCCGGGCGCGGGGACAGAGAGUCGCCUCCCCCGCUCCUCGGAGCUGAGGCGGCGGUGCCACCUCCGCACUGCGCUUGCGAAAGAAGCUCGGGGAGGAGUAGUACAAAAUGUCAAAAAUUAGAAGGAAGGUCACGGUGGAAAAUACCAAGACCAUAUCUGAUAGCACAUCCCGAAGACCCAGUGUAUUUGAAAGGCUUGGACCCAGCACUGGCAGUACAGCAGAGACACAGUGCCGUAACUGGCUGAAGACUGGCAACUGCCUCUAUGGAAACACAUGUAGAUUCGUACAUGGCCCUUCACCCCGUGGUAAAGGUUAUAGCAGCAAUUAUAGAAGGUCACCAGAAAGACCUACAGGGGAUCUUAGAGAAAGAAUGAAGAACAAGCGCCAAGAUGUGGACUCUGAGUCCCAGAAACGAAAUACAGAGGAAUCAUCCUCACCUGUUAGGAAAGAAUCUUCAAGAGGGAGACAUAGGGAAAAGGAAGACAUAAAAAUCACUAAGGAGAGAACUCCAGAAAGUGAAGAAGAAAAUGUAGAAUGGGAAACUAAUAGAGAUGAUUCUGACAAUGGAGAUAUUAAUUAUGAUUAUGUUCAUGAGUUGUCCUUGGAAAUGAAGCGUCAAAAGAUACAGAGGGAAUUAAUGAAGCUGGAACAAGAAAACAUGGAGAAAAGAGAAGAAAUUAUUAUUAAAAAGGAGGUUUCACCAGAAGUGGUUAGAUCAAAGUUGUCUCCAUCACCUUCUCUAAGAAAGUCUAGCAAAUCUCCAAAGAGAAAAUCAAGCCCUAAGUCAUCAUCGUCAACUAGCAAGAAAGACAGGAAGACAACUGCAGUAUCUUCUCCAUUGUUGGACCAACAGAGGAAUUCAAAAAGCAACCAAAGUAAGAAGAAAGGACCUCGAACUCCUAGCCCACCCCCUCCUAUACAGGAAGAUAUUGCUCUGGGGAAAAAAUACAAAGAAAAAUAUAAAGUGAAAGACAGGAUAGAGGAAAAACCAAGAGAUGGAAAGGACAGAGGACGAGAUUUUGAAAGACAAAGAGAAAAAAGAGACAAGCCAAGGUCCACCUCCCCAGCAGGACAACAUCAUUCUCCAAUAUCUUCUAGACAUCACUCAUCUUCCUCACAGUCAGGAUCGUCGAUUCAAAGACAUUCUCCUUCUCCUCGCCGAAAAAGAACUCCUUCACCAUCUUAUCAGAGGACAAUAACUCCACCUUUACGCCGCUCUGCUUCUCCCUAUCCUUCACACUCUUUGGCUUCUCCUCAGAGAAAGCAAAGCCCUCCAAGACAUCGCUCUCCAGUGAGAGAGAAGGGGAGGCACGAUCAUGAGCGAACUUCACAGUCUCACGAUCGGCGUCAUGAAAGAAGGGAAGAGACUAGAGGUAAAAGGGACAGGGAAAAGGACACAAGAGAAGAACGAGAGUAUGAACAGGAUCAGAGCUCUUCUCGAGACCACAGGGAUGACCGAGAACCUCGAGAUGGGCGGGAUCGGAGAGAUGCCAGAGAUACUAGAGACCGAAGGGAACUAAGAGACUCUAGAGACAUCCGGGACUCCAGGGAGAUGAGAGAUUAUAGCAGAGACAACAAGGAGAGCCGCGACCCCAGGGAUUCUCGGUCUACUCGUGAUGCCCACGACUACAGGGACCGUGAAAGUCGAGAUGCUCAUCGAAAGGAGGACACGUAUCAGGAAGAAUCCCGAAGUUAUGGCAGAAACCAUCUGAGAGAAGAAAGUUCUCGCACUGAAAUAAGGAAUGACUCCAGAAAUGAGUCUCGAAGUGAGAUUAGGAAUGACCGGAUGGGCAGAAGUAGAGGAAGAGCUCCAGAGAUGCCUGAAAAGGGAAGUCGAGGCACAAGAGGUUCUCAGAUUGAUAGUCACAGCAGUAGUAGCAACUAUCACGACAGCUGGGAGACGCGAAGCAGCUACCCUGAGAGAGACAGAUACCCUGAAAGAGACAGCAGAGAGCAAGCAAGAGAUUCUUCCUUUGAGAGAAGACAUGGGGAGAGAGACCGUCGUGACAACAGAGACAGAGAUCAAAGACCAAGCUCACCAAUUCGACAUCAGGGAAGGAAUGACGAGCUUGAGCGUGAUGAAAGAAGAGAGGAACGAAGAGUAGACAGAACGGAUGAUAGAAGAGACGAAAGGGCUAGGGAGAGAGACCGGGAACGGGAGCGCGAGCGGGAGAGAGAGCGCGAGCGGGACCGGGAGAGAGAGAAAGAAAGGGAACUGGAAAGAGAGCGGGCGCGGGAGCGGGAGCGCGAGAGAGAAAGAGAGAAGGAGAGAGACCGGGAGCGAGAGCGAGACCGGGAGCACGACCGAGAGAGGGAGAGAGAGAGAGAGCGCGACCGGGAGAAAGAGCGGGAGCGCGAGCGCGAGGAGCGGGAGCGGGAGCGCGAGCGGGAACGGGAACGGGAGCGCGAGCGCGAGCGGGAGAGAGCGAGGGAGAGGGAGCGCGAGCGCGAGCGCCAGAGGGAGUGGGAAGACAAGGAGAAAGCUCGCGAGGACCGCAGGGAAAAGCGGGAAGACGUCCGGGAAGACCGGAACCCCCGAGACGGCCACGAGGAGAGAAAGUCCAAGAAGCGCUAUAGAAAUGAAGGGAGUCCUAGCCCUCGUCAGUCACCUAAGCGCCGGCGAGAGCAUUCUCCUGACAGUGAUGCCUACAACAGUGGAGAUGAUAAAAAUGAAAAACACAGACUCUUGAGCCAGGUUGUUCGACCUCAAGAAUCACGUUCUCUUAGUCCAUCACACCUUACAGAAGACAGACAGGGUAGAUGGAGAGAAGAUGAUCGUAAACCAGAAAGAAAAGAAAGUUCAAGGCGCUAUGAAGAGCUAGAUUUCAAAGAGAAAGUUUCUUCUGUAGAUAAGCAGAGAGAACAGACAGAAAUCACAGAGAGCUCCAGAACUCGUUCACAAGACCUGACAGGACACCACCCAUCCGAAGAUCGAGACAUCUCUGAUGGAGCUCAUGAGGAGAACAAGAGAAAAGCAAAGAUUCAAAAGAAACCUAUUAAGAGAAAGAAAGAUGAUGAUGUUGGAAUAGGGAGGGGAAACACAGAGACAGUGUCUGAAGAUGGUCAAGUAUUUUCACCAAAAAAAGGACAGAAGAAGAAAAGUGUUGAAAAAAAGCGUAAGAGGUCCAGAGGUGAUUCUGACAUCUCUGAUGAAGAAACCGUGCAGCAGAGUAAGAAGAAAAGAGGCCCGAGGACUCCACCUAUCACAGCCAAAGAGGAACUGGCUGACAUGUCCAAUGAUAAGGAUGGCGCUCUAGAGGACCCUCAGAAGAAAGAAGAUACAGCGUUCAGUGACUGGUCUGAUGAGGACGUGCCUGACCGCACGGACAUGACAGAGCCAGAGCAUGCUGCCACUGCCGCCACCCCUGGAAGGACCCCUUCCCCAUCUUCUCUCCCUCCUCCCCCGCCUCCUCUGGCUGCUGCCGCGACCACCCCUGCCUCGGCCUUCAGCACAUCGACCACCACCAUUUCCACUUCCGCCCUCCUCACCACCAAUACCUCUUUUACCAAUGAAGACUCCCAUAGGAAGUGCCACAGAACACGAGCGGAAAAGGUAGAGGCGCCUCAUGUUACUAUAGAAGACGCACCACAUCGCAAGCCAGUGGAUCAGAAGCGGAGCAGCAGCCUCGGCAGCAAUCGGAGUAAUCGCAGUCACACCUCUGGCCGUCUCCGCUCCCCAUCCAACGACUCUGCUCAUCGAAGUGGGGAUGACCAGAACGGUCGAAAGAGAGUGCUGCAUAGCGGCUCAAGAGACAGAGAAAAAACCAAAAGUCUGGAAAUCACAGGAGAGAGAAAAUCCAGGAUUGAUCAGCUAAAGCGUGGAGAACCUAGUCGAAGUACUUCCUCAGAUCGCCAGGAUUCAAGAAGCCAUAGUUCCAGAAGAAGUUCUCCUGAGUCAGAUCGACAGGUCCACUCAAGAUCGGGGUCGUUUGAUAGCAGAGAGAGGCUUCAAGAGCGCGACCGUUAUGAGCACGAGAGAGAGCGGGAGCGAGAAAGGAGGGACGUGCGACAGAGAGACUGGGAGCGGGAUGCCGAUAAAGAUUGGCCCCGGAAUAGGGACCGGGACCGACUGCGGGAACGGGAGAGGGAACGGGACAAGAGGAGAGACUUGGACAGGGAGAGGGAGCGACUACUCUCCGAUGCCCUGGAAAGGGACCGGGAGAGGGACAGGGACAGGACGUUUGAGGGUUCUCAAGUAGAGUCUGUAAAACGCAGUGAAGUCAAGCUGGAGAGUGAACAUGACCGAGACCUAGAAGGUGGUUCCCGAGACUCUGGAGCUUUGGAUAAAGAAAGGCUGGAUAAAGAUCUGGGAUCUGUGCAGGGAUUUGAAGAUACAAGUAAAGCUGAGAGGGCUGAGAGUGUGGAAGCAGGAGACGACGAAUCCAAGCUAGAUGAUGCGCAUUCAUUGGGAUCUGGUGCUGGAGAAGGAUACGAGCCAAUUAGCGAUGACGAACUAGAUGAAAUUCUGGCAGGUGAUGCUGAAAAGCGGGAGGACCAACAGGAUGAGGAGAAGAUGCCAGAUUCCACAUAUAAAAGAAAUGCGGAUGGGUGGGAGCACUUGCCUAAGACCUCUUUACUAUUUUCCUUUGAUCCGCUAGAUGUGAUAGACGUGGAUUGGUCUGGUCUUAUGCCAAAGCAUCCAAAAGAACCACGAGAGCCUGGGGCCGCGCUCUUAAAAUUCACACCUGGAGCUGUUAUGCUGCGAGUUGGCAUUUCUAAAAAGUUGGCUGGUCCUGAGCUCUUUUCGAAAGUCAAAGAAACAUGUCAGAGACUUUUAGAAAAGCCCAAAGAUGUAGACAGUCUCUUUGAACAUGAACUUGGGGCUCUCAACAUGGCUGCAUUACUACGAAAAGAGGAAAGAGCAAAUCUGCUUAGUAAUCUUGGACCGUGUUGUAAAGCACUAUGCUUCAGACGGGAUUCUGCAAUCCGAAAGCAGCUUGUUAAAAACGAGAAGGGCACUGUAAAACAAGCUUAUACAAAUGCUCCAAUGGUAGACAAUGAACUGUUACGACUGAGUCUUCGAUUAUUUAAGCGAAAGACCAUGUGCCAAGCCCCAGGACCUGAAAAGACUGAAGAUAAUAAACUUUCACAGUCCAGUAUCCAACAGGAACUGUGUGUGUCUUAAGACUGAAGUCCAGGUACAUUUUUGGUACUAUUUUCCUUCAGCAGUGUGUAUUCUUUUUCAGAGUUCUGUGGUUUGACAAGCAUUAUUAGUGACGAAGACAGAAAAGACUUACCAGCCAUGCUAAAAAUAGCGAACUUUUGAUAAAGUUUAAAGACACUAGUUUGGCGAGCUUAAGAUUUUACAUCAAUUUUUACACCGUCCAAAAUAAUGUGAAAGCAUCUAGAUUGAGUUGUUUAUUCUGUACCUUUUGGUAAAACUGAAGCUUUUGAAAACAGUUGUCCUUACGCUUCUAGCCUACACAGAUUUUUUAUGAAAUGGAGCCAGAGCCACUGACUUACAUACUGGAUCAUCCUUACUGUUUCUGGAGAAAAUCGCAGUUUCUGUGUGUUCACUGAAUGCACACACGCCAUGCACCACUGUGAUGCACAGGACACAGAGGGGUGCUGCUGUGUGUACGCCGGCCUCCCACAGGAGCAAGCCACAAUCCUGUUUUCUCUAAUUCUAAGCAGAACUACUUAAUGCCUCUUCAGUUUUUUAAAAUAUAUGUGCAUUGUUACAAUGUAUAUUGGAUAUAUUUCGAUUCUCAAUGGUUUUGUUAUCAGAGAUUGUCAACUAUUUUUAUUUUUAAUAAAUGUACCUUCCCUUUCCUUGUUCUAGAUUUACUUUGUUCAUUAAUCUUAUUCUUGUUGUUCAAAAAUGUUUGUUACCAACAUUACAUGUUUCAUACUUCAGAUAUUUUACUGCUCGAGUUAUUGGACAGCUGUAAAUAAUGUGAUAAGAGUUGAGGAUGUACUUUAAGUAUGGCUCAGUAAUACGUGAAACAAACCAUACUUUUCAGAACUGUAACCUUUGAUUAUAUUAACCUGCCUCUAACCUGUAAUAUAUAAAACAAUUUAAUUUUUAUAAGUUACAGUAUAUCUGUUUUAUUUUGUAUGUACAUAUUUAACUCAUGAAGUGGACUCUUAGAAGUAUCUGAAAUGAACUCCAAACUACAGAAUUUGUGGGCAGACAAUAAAAAUGAUGACGGAAACCAAUCAAAAUUGUAAUUUGCCAAUUGCCUUUCACAGGUUUUUGUUAAAACUGUAAUUCUGCAUUACCUGUCUCAGUAGUGUUGUACCUUUUCUCUAUGGGUAAUAUACUGUAACAGGUUGAAAGUUUAUAUUCAGGAACAUUCAUUGUAGUCAUUGUGCACUUAAUUUUUAUAAAAUGCUUACCCAGCAAAGAAAGUAGUCAUAUUUCCAAAUGACCUGCAAAGCAUGUAUAAGAAAAUAGCAAGUAGCAAAGCAAAAACCAAAAAGGUAAGCAAAAAGAUUUUUCAGGUGUCUGUUUCUUCUUACCAAUUGGUAAAUCUUUUGAAUAAGGAAAAAAUGUAAAAUUCUUUAAUGACCUGGAGAAUGAAUACCCUUUAGAAAAUUACCUUCUGUUUUAGUGGAUAAUACUGUUCUCUGUAGCAUAAAGAUUUAAAGUCCUAGAUUCUCUGAGUUCAAAGAAAUGUGGAGUAUAACAAAAGUUAUGGUUAUCCUGUUCUGUCCAGUGGCUUUUAGGAGUAUUUCACAAGUUAUUUCUUUACAGAAUGAAAACUAUAUAGGUAGAUUUGCCAUUUAGUCAAAUCUGUUGCCUUUUUAGUUUGAAUAUCUUCUGUUAUGUUGUAAAAGAAAAAUUUUAAACUCUUUUUUUUGCGUAGUCACAGUACUCAGAGCUUUAUGCUCCCAAUGGGAAUGUAGUGUUAUGUCUCAUAAUAUUUUUAAAUUUAAACAUUCUGUGUAUUGCUAGUCAUAUACUCAUAAAGUUUUUCUAAAGCAAACUUUUGUUGGAUUUUCCAUAAAAUUUCUUGGACCAGUAUUCGUGGAAACAUCUUUUGAUCUAUAAACUAUUUGUUAGUAAAGUCUUCUGUCUUGUAACUGAUGAAGUUUGUCCACUUGCCACAAUUGGACUCUAGCUGCUUGCAAUAAGAAGUUGUCCAGCUAGAGAAGAGGCAAGACUAUGUCUGCAGUCCACAGUAAAUAAAAUGAGAGUUAACAGAUAACUUAA